UUGCAUUACUAAUUUUAUUGUGGAAAAAAAAAGUUAAAUGUAUUCAAGUUAUCGGCAAACCAAGUCCUACUAUCUCUCCUGUUUUGGUUUUGAAAAGAAAAGAAAAGGUAAAUGUAUUUUCUCAAAAAUGAUAACUACACAAAUAAAUAUUUAUUUGCAGUACGAAUACCGUAUAAACAGCCCACUUAAUUAUUAUUUUUGCAAAAAAAAAAAUCAGAACAAUUUUUGCUACAAAAUGAUACAUAUUUAUAAAUUCUUAGAUAAUAAUGCUAUAUACCAGUGAAUGCAAGAUAUACAUAUUUUAAAUAUUUGGUACUUAUUUAUUUAUGUACCAGUGAUCAUGAGAUUGUCCAGAAAUGCCUAAAUAUGUAUUGUUUUGCAGAGGAAAAAAUAAUUUGAUUUUUCUUUUUUUAUGUAAAAUCCACUUCGGUGAAAUAAAUAUUAUUAUUAUUUCCAGAAGAAUCAUCCUCAUUCAAUCGCGUGGCCUCCACCUACGGUCUAUCUUAGAUCACCAGCAUCGGAUACAUGUUCCAUCAGCAGCAUGAGAUAAUCGAGUCGAUCUUUCUUCUCUUUUCUUUUUUCUUUUUCUUUUUUUUUGCUAAAGAAAAAGGGCACUUGUGGUUCCGGCAACUUUAUCUCUUGCGUCGCCCGAAAAACUCGUAGCCUCGGUCAUGUCUUCGUUUAGCCAGGGCGUCGCACCGCCAUGGCUUGGUUAGAGCCGUCGACGGCCGCCUGGUGCGGCGGCGCUUCCACGAUCCCCUCGCCUCCCACACUCCGCCGGCUCGGACCACACCAUCGGCGGCUGCCGCCCGCUGGCGUUCUUAUUCCAUGCCAAGCGAUCCACCAACCCGAACACGUUCUCUUCCAUUCUUCAGCUACCAAUAACGAGAAGAAUGCCGCUAGAAUUAGUAGAAGGAGCUCGGUUCUUUUGCUGUUCCCGUUCCUGGUGGCCUCGUCGCCGUCAGCCGCUUCUCCGCCGGUUUCCGCCCACCUGGAGCUGUACACGGACCAGGGGGAGGGAUUUACCCUCCUGAAGCCUUCCUCUUGGGUUAAGGUGGAGAAGGCGGGGGCUGCGGCUUUGUUUGAAGAAGGGAAGGGGAGCAAUAACAUUGGAGUUGUGGUGAACCCCGUUCGCCUGUCCUCUCUCAAAGACUUUGGGACUCCAGAGUUCGUGGCCGACAAGCUCAUCCAAGCUGAGAGGAGAAAGGAAAGCACCAAGGAUGCACAAGUAUUAAGUGUUGCUGAAAGAUUAGGUCACAGUGGUUUACCAGUGUAUGAGUUUGAGUAUAAAGUUGAUAGUACCAGGGGAGGGAUGAAGAGGAUAUUUUCAGCUGCAUUUGUAGCUUCCAGAAAGCUCUAUCUUCUCAAUAUUGCCUACUCAGACCGUCCAGAUAAUCCCCUGGAUGGUAAAACUAGAAUGGUGUUGGAACAAGUUCUUCACUCUUUUGACACAGCAUAAACAUGAAUGCUUAAAUCAGAAAAGCUCAAACCUGGAAGAGGACAGCACUUUUGUGUCUUAAGUCGCUUUCAAUGCAAGUAUGAGGCCAGCAAAAUUUCACAAAGAUGCAUGGUGGUGCAAUCGACAUAAACCAACUGGUGUUUGGUUGUUCAUUUAAAGCUGCAAAAACUAUCACAACGAGGUCAGGCAAAUCAAAGAUUUAAGUUCAUUCUUAUGUUUGAAAUUCUUUUAUAUAUUCUGUCAAUUUCUCGAACAUAUAAGUUCAAUGAUGGUUUUGGUAGAUUAAGUUUCGUUUACAAUUUGUAUUAAAUUCAUUGUUUCUGAACAAUGGGGGUUGUAAUAUUUGUAAGGCUGAUCAAGAAAACUCCUGAUUCUAUAUGCAUCUGACUUAAAGAUCGUAUAGAGUCUUUUCUGUUAUUAAUAAGGUUAUCAGAUUUCUUCUUGA
Molecule: messenger RNA, 1904 nt
Organism: Phoenix dactylifera (date palm)
Lineage: Eukaryota; Viridiplantae; Streptophyta; Magnoliopsida; Arecales; Arecaceae
Product: Photosystem II reaction center PsbP family protein
Biological process (GO): photosynthesis
Cellular component (GO): photosystem II oxygen evolving complex; photosystem II; extrinsic component of membrane
Molecular function (GO): calcium ion binding
Source: RefSeq, a predicted model, not a curated record